This is a messenger RNA of Globicephala melas (long-finned pilot whale), 3698 nucleotides long. RefSeq names its product RAB29, member RAS oncogene family (gene RAB29). Gene Ontology annotation, molecular function: GTP binding; GTPase activity. Gene Ontology annotation, cellular component: late endosome; Golgi apparatus; trans-Golgi network. Gene Ontology annotation, biological process: phagosome-lysosome fusion; endosome to lysosome transport. The record is from RefSeq and is a predicted model, not a curated record. Lineage: Eukaryota; Metazoa; Chordata; Mammalia; Artiodactyla; Delphinidae.
GGGGGAUUUGGUGUCUUUGGGUCCUUCCUCGGGCCUGGAAAUAGGUGUCUGGGAUCCUGAAGGGAGGCAUGCUGGUGUUUGAUUUGCAUGCCUCUCUUGGGUUUCCCCCAAUUAAGUUUUCCCAGCCUGAGCUGAUUGUCUGGAAAGAGAGCAAAGCUGUGACGAUGGGAAAUGAGGGCGGGUGGAUGAGAAAAUGAGCGAUUCCUGCGUUUCGCUAGGGAACUCAAGUCUCCUCCUGCAGCCUUCCUAGCGGUCACAGGCACAUCUCUGCGAUCAGCAGAAGCAGCUGAGACCCUCUGGAGCGCCUGGUUAGGUACCAGUUGGGGCUGUUGUCCUGCCUCUCACGGGAGUUACAGACAGCUGUUGAAGGAACAGAAAGGUGUUUAACCUGGCCUCACGGAGCCUAGCUUUGUUAUGGAAAUACCUGCAUGGGAGGGCCCCUUGGCCACACAAUCAGAUGCUUAUCAGGGCUGAAGAGCUGUGUGUUUUUUGUCCAUCGAUUGCUUAAAUAAAGACUAGGAAUUCUUCCUAGUGUAAAAUAUACCACUUUUCUGACCUAUCUUCCCACACACACACACCUUUUUCUCUCAAACUGGGGAGAUGAAGGAGGCAGGGAAGACAAAGAGUUAAUUCCUUUCUUUCCAGUUUGGCCUUUGGACUCAACUGUCUUUUCAGAAGUAGAAAAAUGCCUUCUAAUUAGAAGUUUAGAUGGGAAGAGCUGGUGAAGAGGGAAAGUAACAAACAUUUAUUUAUCUCCAUUAAAAGAACAUUUUUUAAGGAAAAAAAAUUGCAGUAAUGUAAGUUUUGAAAUUGUGUGCUAGUGUUCAUUCUGGAAUUUUUUUAAAUUAACAUGCAUUUACAUUGCAGUUAAAACACCCUCCUUAAGAACAUUCAUCAAGGGCUUCCCUGGUGGCGCAGUGGUUGAGAGUCCGCGUGCCGAUGCAGGGGACACGGGUUCGUGCCCCGGUCCGGGAAGAUCCCACAUGCCGCGGAGCGGCUGGGCCCGUGAGCCAUGGCCGCUGGGCCUGCGCGUCCGGAGCCUGUGCUCCGCAAUGGGAGAGCACAACAGUGAGAGGUCCGCGUACCGCAAAAAAAAAAGAGCAUUCAUCAAAAUUAAGGGUUUAAAGUUUCAAACAAACAAAAGUUUCAAAGAUUGUUUCCUGACCAUUCUGCCCCACACUGCUCAAUAAUAUGAGCGUCCCUAUUUCAUGGAUUUGGUUUAAAAGUAUCCCACUAAUUUUUAGCAAUUGUUGUAGUUUUCCUUUAGUAGAGAAUAUAAUUGACUGGCUAAUUUUUUGUUCAGUGUUUAUUCUUAAUUUUCCAUAGCUUUUAUUUCUGUCAUAGACGUGGAGAAAUGUAUUUCCAAAUCUCAGAAAUUAUCCUGUUGCUGUCCUUAUCAAAAGCUCUCCCCCGCAGCCUUAACUCAUGGACUCAGCAUCUACAGAUGUGGCAGUAGAUUCCAGCACUGUUCUUAAGCAUCAUCCAUGGAGUAUCUUCUUGCUGUGGAUUUUGCUCUGAAGGUUCUCCAGUGGUCUGACUCAGAGAUGGUGCGCCUCCAGCUGUGGGAUAUUGCAGGGCAGGAGCGCUUCACUUCUAUGACCCGACUUUACUAUCGGGAUGCAUCUGCCUGUGUUAUUAUGUUUGAUGUUACCAACGCCACUACCUUCAGCAACAGCCAAAGAUGGAAACAGGACCUGGACAGCAAGCUCACACUGCCUAAUGGAGAGCCGGUGCCCUGCCUGCUCUUAGCCAACAAGUGUGAUCUGUCCCCUUGGGCAGUGAGCCGAGACCAGGUUGACCGGUUCAGUAAAGAGAAUGGUUUCACAGGUUGGACAGAAACAUCAGUCAAGGAGAACAAAAAUAUUAAUGAGGCCAUGAGAGUCCUCAUUGAGAAGAUGAUGAGCAAUUCCAGGGAAGAUAUGUCUUUGUCCACCCAAGGGAACUACAUCAACCUGCAGACCAAGCCCUCUUCCAGCUGGGCCUGCUGCUAGUAGCGUUUGGCUUGUUUUCCCCCCCAGUUCUAGGAGAUCCUUCUCUUCCCUUUGGUUGCCCACCCAGCAGUUUUACUAAGUACAUUUGAACUGUCUGCUGCUGACGGUCCAGUAAGGAGGGCCAUCAUCACUAAGAGAAGACACAUGGGACCCAUGGGCAUUUCUGCUGCCUCUGCUGCAAGUUGCCUGUCACUUGCUGCUGGCUCACGGGGCCCAGUCAGUGCCUUCUGUCCAAAAAAGAUCAUCUCAUCUCUCAAUUUGUGAUCUGGGAUUUUGUGGGAAGGAUUAGAAGUCAGCAUCUGUGUUUUACGGAUCAUAAUUCUCACCUACUUUUGAGCAUAUUUUUCCAUUUAAUGUAUAUUGAUAUCUCAAUCUGAUAGGACUUCAGAUUGCAAGGAAAAUGAGAUCAAAGGUCAUUUCCCAAAUUCCUUGUUGAUCAUUGCUUUCAGAUUCUUUCUGUCUUGGACUUUGAAUUUAAACACCUGAUUCUGAGAUACAGGAGAAAUGGGGCUGGAUAUCUAUGGGUUUAGGGCUACUGGAGGUAAACCAAAAGUCACUAUUUCUUUAAGCUUCUCAAGUCAUAUUAGCUUUCUUUUGUCUUGGUUUUAAAAAUAGUUAACCUUUUAAAUGAUCUGUCUUUGGUUAGAGCGAUUCUUUCCCCAAAAAAUUAAUUCUCACUUUAAGGUUUUCUAGUGUCUCUCUCCCAGUGGGAUGGGGACAGGGUUUGCAGGUUGAUGUCUUGCCACGUAAUGCUGCAAGUGACAUCAGCUGGCCGUGGUACCCUGAACUAGGUCUAUUCCUCACAGCUCUGGGAGUCUGAAUGGAAGAAGAGGGUCAGGUUAACAGAACAAAAUCCUACGGGGCAACUUGCUUAGGAGCACUUUGGGUGUCUAGCACUUAACAGCCAUAGAAAAUAAAUAUUAUGUGUAGACCUUUGCCUGGGGGUGGAGAGUAGAUAGACAGAAAAUCAUUACGUAAUUUAAGUGCUAAAUUGGGUGGAGUUUUUAGUAUCAAAUCACUUCUAGACAGUUUAAUUUGUUAAAUUCUCACAGGAUGGUGAUUUAUAACCUGCCCAACGUUAUGAAUAUUCUUAGUGAGCUCAGGCUUAGAGCUCUUUGAGAGACACUUACCUAAAUAAGUGUUGUAAGUCAGUGGUUCCCAAAUCUGACUAAUGAGAACCACCUGGGAAGUUUAACGAUUUUAAAAUAAAAUGUUUUAAGAUUUCUGUUUCCCAACCUCAAACCUACUGAACCAAAAUGUCCAGGGAUGAAGCUUGGGGAUUUGUUGUUGUUGUUUUUCAGAGUUUCCCAGGCAAUUCUGCUCAGCCCAGUUUGGAAACCCUUGCUGGAGAACGUGGUAAAGAUGCAGAGACCCAGGCCUUCCCUGGGCUUCUGUAGGCUCCAUUAAUUCUCCAGGUGAUUUUGACACACACCAGACUUUGAAAAGCACUGUCCUAAGAGAGCUCAGAGGCCAAAUAUCAGAGCCCUUGGUGGUUUGUUUGUUUUUAAUGCCAGAUGUUAUAAAUUUUGCACAAUCUUCUGAGACCUUCAGGUUCUCUUUUGUAUUACUCUUUCCAGGUAGGGUUUUUAUUACAAUGAUUCUGAAAAUAAUAGUGGAAUAACAAGUUCUCUGUGAAAAUAAAAUUGAUUUUUAUUCACUGGUUUGAACCCCUGAAAAAUCACAAAUAAAUGGGAAAUAAGUAUUGUA